Messenger RNA from Symbiodinium sp. CCMP2456, 2184 nucleotides. The record is from the annotation of a GenBank genome assembly. Lineage: Eukaryota; Dinophyceae; Suessiales; Symbiodiniaceae.
AUGCGGAGCAACUUCUUGGAGUUAUGCACCUGGCGGGAAGGUGGUCCAGCCGGAGAGCUGGCAUUCUCGUCCCUCACGCCCGCCGACACAGUUCAACGACAAGACAAAAAGCUUCGAUGGACUCCGCAUAUGGCCAUGAUGCGCAAGAUCAUGGCUGGGCAGGGCAGCGUCCUGGGUCAGCCGUUGUCAAGGCUUCUCACGGAGCGAGCCCGCUGCACCGAAUCCGAGAUUGCAACCGGCAAGGUUCAGACGCUUCACAGGGAGAUUAGCCGCUACAAGCGUCCGAGCGUUGUGAAGAGAACUUUUUCACCUUUGGCCGGGAAGUCUUUGGCCGGGCUAAGAGGCCAGAAGAGCGAUUCUGAAGGCCUUGACCUAUGGGGCAAGCUCGAAGACGAGCCGCAGGCAUCGCCGACUCCGACGAGUCCUCAAGCUGCCAUUCAGAAGGGCAAUUCGACGCUGGACCUUCGGGAGCUUGAAGACGCCGGAGGCGAAUUGGGAGGAGAUGGCCAGCCGUCGAGCAGCGAGAGCUCGGAAGAAGAAGUGGACGAAACGACUCAGACGGUGCGGUCGAUUCCACCGGUGCUCUCCAGGUGUGGAAGCCGCGAAGAGACCAACAGCAAAGACUCCGGUCAAUCGCCUCGCGACUCGCUUUCGCGUCCCAGCUUGGUGCGUCGCAUUGCAUCGGAAGACGGUGAGAUAGCAAGCCAGGCACCACGCCUCCGUGCUACGCUGAAAGACAAAAUGCAGAACAACGGAAAUCAGGAAAUGCGCGAAUCAAUCCAUGGAUUGGGAAGAGAGGCGACGCUGUCAGUAUUAUCAGAAGAUGGAAAGACACCGAAAGGAGUCGAUCAAGACGACAAUCGAGCAUCAUAUCGAUUUGGUCGGAAGACGACCUUCACGAUCAACAAGGCGGCAAAGAAAGGUUCCCGAGCGAAGAUUCGAGCCAGUCACAUUGACGGAAAAGGAGGUGGGGAACAAAAGAAGGCCCGAGAAAAAGGACCUCUGCCAUUUCGAGUCAUCAGCUGGAGCUCGCAAAAGCGGAGCUAUCGCUGUGCCGCACAAAACCUGGAGCCUCCAUCCGACCAGGCAUCGAUUUCGCGGCAACUCGCCGAGCUGGAGUCUGGCGCAAGCAUGGCGAACCAAUGGGAGACGGAUGCUGCACCGGAGCAUUUCCUGUUCCUUGAUUUUGGCAUGGAAGCUGAGAUCACCAGGGUAAAAUUGCGCUGCACUGGAACGCUCUACGAUCCCAAGAGUGUUACUGUCAUGCGCGCUGUCAUCGGCGUCCUCGAAGUUGUCGAAGAGCAUAACCGGCAGGCAGAAGAGGCACAAAGAUCACCUGAAGCCAGUGCGGUGAACACACUCGCAUUGAUUACGAAGGGAACCUGGGCCGUGAUUGCAAGAGCAUCUUUGAAGUCCGGUCCACAGGCUCGCGAUCGGUAUUCGCACACUCUGCGGUUCCCGCCCGUUCGCACGCGCUUCUUGCGAAUCACAUUUCAUGAGUCGCAUUCGGCCUCCGGCAAUAUGCGCCUGCUGCAGCCGUUGGUUGUAUACGGCAAGCUGCUGCGUCCUCCAGUUCCAGCUCGCAAGCUGUCCACCACGAUCAUGUUCCAUGAGCGCUGGGUCGAUGAAAUGGAGCGUUCGACGCGAAAGCUGGCACGGAAGUACCGGAUACCUAUUGACUACACGGAAACGGCGGCAAGGCAGUUCAAGCGGUACGACACGGAGAAUCGGGGCUUCUUGAACUUCACCGAUUUCAAGUGCGUGGUCCGAGCGUUGACCUACCGCCAUCUGGGCCAAAAGCAAGACGUGAUGCUUCAAGACAGCCACCUUCGAGCACUCUGGAACAUCGUGGACAGAGAUGGUAGCGGCUGUGUGGACUUCGAAGAGUUCCUGCAGUGGUUCUACUCCCACUUCCAGAAGGAAAAGCCCCCAGCAAGAAGCCUCCACUGUGACAGAAUGGUGGAUUCGGUGACGGAGCACUUCUAUGCAUCCAUGGGUGUGAACAGACUUCGGUGCUACGUGACUGCCCUCGAACCCGAACCCGGACACGAGGAGGAUCAAGCAGACAAGGAGGAUCGCCGUGCCGAUCAGGCCUGUACGUCUAGGUUUGUUUCUCGCGAGUGGGGGCGCCUUGGGUGGUUUUUGUUCAGGAGCACAGCAGUGAGUUUGGUUUCGAGGUGUUGA